Molecule: messenger RNA, 330 nt
Organism: Knipowitschia caucasica
Lineage: Eukaryota; Metazoa; Chordata; Actinopteri; Gobiiformes; Gobiidae
Source: the annotation of a GenBank genome assembly
AUGUCACCCCUCCGCCGGCCAGUGGGGCACAAACUUUCCGUAGGACUACCAGAGUCACAGCAGGACAGCACUCCAACCUCAAUAGACUUCCACGACCAACAGUGGGAACGGCGCACGGGGCUGCUGCAUCACCAGGCCCUUGACCUAGAGCUGUUUGGUAGUGUAGUUAACCUCGGUCGCCGAGACGUCGACCCAAAAAAGGGGGGUAAGGACGACACAAGAUGGCGGCCGUACCGUUCUAGGAUCAGCCCGGUGAUUUGUGGACCAGCCCCCGGUUUCAACCCCCUGAAGCAGCGAGCGAACAGACGACUUUCAGAAACUACAACUUGA